AUGAAUCACUACGAGAAGCAGGGCCUCAAUGAGGACAACUUUGGCGCAAAAGGCAGCAUUGUGAGCGCAUUCGACGCCUUUCCCAAGUCAAAACCCGAAUAUGUCACCCGUACCGAAGGUGGCGGCAAAUGGACUGUGGCCAUGGCAGUCGUGUCCGUCUUCCUGCUUUGGGCCGAGAUCGCACGAUGGUGGCGCGGCGCCGAGUCCCAUACAUUCGCUGUUGAAAAGGGAAUUUCACACUCGAUGCAAAUCAAUCUCGAUACCGUCAUCCUUAUGAAGUGCGGCGAUUUACACAUCAACGUCCAGGAUGCUGCUGGCGACCGCAUCCUGGCCGGCUCCAAGCUGAACAUGGACGAGACGAGCUGGUCACAGUGGGUGAACCAAAAGGGUGUGCAUAAGCUGGGGAGAGACAGCGAGGGCCGUGUCAUAACCGGCGCAGGGUGGCAGAACCUGGACGACGAAGGCUUUGGGGAGGAACACGUUCACGACAUCGUGGCUCUCGGCCAGAGGAGGGCCAAAUGGGCCAAGACGCCUCGAGUCAAAGGUCCCCCUGAUAGCUGCCGAGUCUAUGGAAGCUUGGAUUUGAACAAGGUGCAGGGUGAUUUUCACAUAACGGCUAGAGGCCAUGGGUACCGUGGCCAGGGUAGCCAUUUGGACCACGAACAAUUCAACUUUUCACACAUCAUCUCCGAAUUGUCCUUUGGCUCAUACUACCCAUCCCUGGUGAACCCUCUUGAUCGCACCUUGAACAUUGCCGAGAACCACUUCCACAAAUUCCAGUACUACGUCUCCGUGGUGCCAACCCGCUACAGCGUCGGCUCCAGUUCCAUCUUUACCAACCAGUAUGCCGUUACCGAGCAGAGCAAGGGCGUGUCUGAAUACAACGUUCCCGGCGUCUUUGUCAAGUACGACAUUGAGCCCAUCCUGCUAUCCGUAAACGAGAAGCGCGACGGCAUCUUGAUGUUUGUCGUCAAGCUCAUCAAUGUGCUUUCGGGCGUGUUGGUCGCUGGGCACUGGGGCUUUACGCUGAGCGAGUGGUUCCGUGAGGUGAUUGGCAAGAGGAGGAGAAGCAGUGGCGGCGACGGCGUUUUGGGAUCCAAACAUGGCUAUGACGCGUAG
Molecule: messenger RNA, 1119 nt
Organism: Metarhizium brunneum ARSEF 3297
Lineage: Eukaryota; Fungi; Ascomycota; Sordariomycetes; Hypocreales; Clavicipitaceae
Gene: erv41
Product: ER-derived vesicles protein 41
Biological process (GO): retrograde vesicle-mediated transport, Golgi to endoplasmic reticulum; endoplasmic reticulum to Golgi vesicle-mediated transport
Cellular component (GO): endoplasmic reticulum; COPII-coated ER to Golgi transport vesicle; membrane
Source: RefSeq, a predicted model, not a curated record